Molecule: messenger RNA, 1377 nt
Organism: Parasteatoda tepidariorum (common house spider)
Lineage: Eukaryota; Metazoa; Arthropoda; Arachnida; Araneae; Theridiidae
Product: RNA-binding protein NOB1
Biological process (GO): maturation of SSU-rRNA; ribosomal small subunit biogenesis
Cellular component (GO): preribosome, small subunit precursor
Molecular function (GO): RNA endonuclease activity
Source: RefSeq, a predicted model, not a curated record
CGUAUUGAUGAAUGAUUGCAUAUUGUUUAAUUGAUUUUGAUUAUUUGUGUACAUUUCUGUCUUGUAGAAAUCGUGGUGUGUUGAAUUCUUUGGUCACAUCUUUGUACAAUGGAUACUAAACGGAUAAAACAUUUGGUUGUUGAUUCUGGUGGUUUUAUAAGAAAUUGCCCCGUUCAUGAGUAUGCUGACCAGAUAUACACUGUUGAUGGAGUUGUGAAAGAAAUAAAAGAUAAAGCAACUCGAGAAAGACUUCAGUUUCUACCCUACAAGCUUUUGAUGAAGGAGCCAUCAACUGAGUCCAUAAAAUACGUUUCUGAGUUUUCUAAGAAAACUGGUGAUUAUUCAAAUUUAUCUGCUAUUGAUCUUAAAAUUAUUGCCUUGACUUACCAGCUUGAGAAAGAAUAUGUCGGGGUGGAUCAUCUGAACAAAGAACCUACUUGUCAAGUAACAGGAAAACCGGGACAUAUUGAUUCGAAGCUAUGUGGAUUUUAUUAUCCUAAAGAGAAAUCUCUGUCUGAAUCAUCUGAUUCUGAAAAAACUGAAUCCACUAGAGAUAGCAUGUCUGGAGUUUUUGAUAGUAAUAGUGAAUCGGAAAAAAUCACAAAGGAGAAUCCUGACAUAGACUCUAAUAGUGCUGAAGAUGUUUAUGAAAAUGCAAAAAGUGAGGUAUCAAGUGAUACAGAUUAUGAAAGUGCAAAUGAGGCAGAUGAUGACUAUAGUGAAGGAGAAGAUGAAGAAGAUUCUGAUCUUGAUAGUUGGAUUACUCCAAGUAAUAUUGCUGAUGUGCAAAAGAAGAUGAAUUCACUUGCAUUAGACGAAUCUUCUUCUGUUGUUGCUUGUAUUUCAACCGAUUUUUCUGUUCAGAAUGUGCUUAUUCAGAUGGGUCUCAGAGUUAUAUCAGUAGAAGGCAUGUUAAUUAAACAAGCUAAAGUUUUCAUUUUAAGAUGUCAUGCUUGCUUUAAAACAACAAAUGAUAAUAGCAAAAAAUUUUGCCCUAAUUGUGGAAAUAAAACCCUGAAAAGAGUUGGUGUCACUGUGAAUGAUGAUGGCUCAAAAAAGAUUCAUAUAAACUUCCGCAGGCCUAUCAAUAUCAGAGGGAAAAGAUACUCUUUACCAACACCUAAAGGUGGAAAGCAUGCAUUCAAUCCUCUGACUUGUGAAGAUCAACCUACACCACAGAAUAGAUUGCCCAAAAAAUGGCUGCAAAAGACAAAUGCCCUUCACGACGACUACGAAGCUCAGAAGUCUCCCUUUGCUACAAAUGACGUUUACAGUCGAGCUGUACAUUUAGGAGUUCAUGUCCGACAUCAUUUUGAUAAGAGAAAUCCUAACGCAAAUGCAAAAAGAACUGGAAAUAAAAAGAAGAAAUGAUCUAAA